AUGGCUCCUGUCGGCGGUGGUGCUGGGGACUUUGAGGUGGCCGCUUUGGCUCGCCGCAAAGCACUUGCUGGUGCCUCGGGACCCAUGGCCUUGAUCAAGAAUGCUAGAGUCUUUGGUAUCGCAUGUUUCGCUUGUUUGGGAGGUCUCCUCUAUGGUUACAAUCAGGGUGUCUUCUCUGGUGUACUCACCAUGAAUUCAUUCAAGCAGCACAUGGGCAACUACAUCGAGGACCAAGAGACUCUUACGUGGAACUCCUCCAAGCAAGGUUGGCUCGUAUCCAUUCUCGAACUCGGUGCUUGGUUGGGAACAAUGUACUCUGGUUUCCUCGCUGAGAUUCUCUCCCGUAAAUACGCUAUUCUCGUCAACGUUGCCAUUUUCAUCAUCGGUGUCGUCGUUCAAUGCACCGCUUCCGCAGGCCAGGGCCACAACGCUAUUCUCGGUGGUCGUUUCGUAACGGGUAUGGGUGUCGGUUCGCUCUCGAUGAUUGUACCCAUGUACAAUGCCGAGAUUGCGCCUCCUGAAGUUCGUGGCGCUCUUGUCGGUCUCCAGCAGUUGAGCAUUACGCUUGGUAUCAUGAUCAGUUUCUGGAUCGACUAUGGUACCAACUACAUUGGUGGCACUGGCAGGGGCCAAAAGGAGGCUGCAUGGCUUCUUCCCCUCGCUCUCCAACUUGCUCCUGCCGUCCUUCUUGGCGUCGGUAUGAUCUUUAUGCCCUUCUCUCCUCGUUGGCUCGUUCACCACGGCAAGGAGGAUGAGGCUCGCCGCGUUCUCGCACGCCUCCGUGGUUUGAACCAGGACCACGAACUCAUCGAACUCGAAUACGCGGAGAUUCGCGCUCAGAGUCUGUUUGAGAAGAAGUCGCUCGCAGAGCGAUUCCCUCAUCUCCAGGAUAUGAGCGCUUUUUCAAUCUUCAAGCUGCAGUUCGUCGCUAUUGGCAGUUUGUUCACCACGAGAGGCAUGUUCAGGCGUGUGGCCAUCUCUACGCUCACAAUGUUCUUCCAGCAGUGGACUGGUAUCAACGCGAUUCUGUACUACGCACCGACCAUUUUUCAAGGAUUGGGCCUGUCUGGCAACUCGAUCAGUCUGCUUGCGACUGGUGUUGUCGGUAUCGUCAUGUUCCUCGCAACCAUUCCUGCAGUUAUGUACGUCGACAAACUCGGUCGCAAGCCCGUCCUCGUCUCAGGCGCCAUCGGCAUGGCCGCCUGCCACUUCAUCAUUUCCGGCAUCGUUGCUUCCUACGAAGACGACUGGCCAAGCCACCAGGGUGCCGGCUGGGCUGCCUGCGUCAUGGUCUGGCUUUUCGUCAUCUUCUUCGGCUACUCCUGGGGUCCCUGUGCAUGGAUUGUCAUUGCAGAGAUCUGGCCCAUGUCGAACCGUCCAUAUGGUAUCGCGCUUGGUGCCUCUUCCAACUGGAUGAACAACUUCAUCGUUGGCCAGGUCACACCAGACAUGUUGACGCACCUGCGCUACGGAACCUACAUCUUCUUUGGUAUUUUCACGGCCAUGGGCGCGGCGUUCAUCUUCUUCUUCUUCCCUGAGACCAAGGGUCUUUCUCUUGAAGAAAUGGACACCCUCUUCGGUUCCGUCGGUACCGCUGAGCGCGAGAAGGAGCGUUGGGCUGAGGUUCACAGGGAGGUUGGUCUUACUGAUAUCCUUGAGCGCUCUGGUGCGUACCACGACAGUGGUGCUGCGGACUACCACGAGAAGAGCAGUCUGGAGAAGGAGAAGCCCCAGGUCAUGGAACACGCUUAG
Messenger RNA from Alternaria burnsii, 1752 nucleotides. RefSeq names its product arabinose-proton symporter. Bases 1 to 1752 code for a protein of 583 amino acids. Gene Ontology annotation, biological process: carbohydrate transport; transmembrane transport. Gene Ontology annotation, molecular function: carbohydrate:proton symporter activity. Gene Ontology annotation, cellular component: membrane. The transcript has 4 exons. Lineage: Eukaryota; Fungi; Ascomycota; Dothideomycetes; Pleosporales; Pleosporaceae. The record is from RefSeq and is a predicted model, not a curated record.